This is a messenger RNA of Hypoxylon trugodes, 1328 nucleotides long. RefSeq names its product glycoside hydrolase family 18 protein. The record is from RefSeq and is a predicted model, not a curated record. Gene Ontology annotation, cellular component: extracellular region. The transcript has a single exon. NCBI's taxonomy places the organism in Eukaryota, Fungi, Ascomycota, Sordariomycetes, Xylariales, Hypoxylaceae. Gene Ontology annotation, molecular function: chitinase activity. The coding region runs from base 300 to 1328 and encodes 342 amino acids. Gene Ontology annotation, biological process: carbohydrate metabolic process.
AAAUUUGAUCACAGGCUCCCCCGAUGUAUGCUCUAUAGAUACUGUGACGGCCGUUCCGCGUGCGUCAUGUAACGUCUCCUGAUGCCGUGGGGCCGUUGGUUGUAAUAACGUAUCGAUCUCACUGUGAUAUGGGUGUGCUCUGGAGGAGGAUAAGUAUGGCGCGGUGCUCCUCUCGAAUUUCUGCUUGAUUCUUCGUUAAGAGCAUCGCUCCGGAUCAUAUCGCCCACCGUCUUUGACAGAUUUUCGCUCCCUUGUAUAUAGUUUCGCUUCUGUACAUAUUUUUCGUUUUAUUUAUCAACAUGCGUACCUCUACUGUAUAUAGCUACCUCAGCCUGAUGGCCGGAGCUGUAACGGCUCUCCCCCAUACUCUCAAGCCCCGUCAGUCAUCAGGUGCCCAGAGCGUCGUCUACUGGGGCCAGAACGGCGGUGGCACGAUCGAGAAUAACGAUCUUUCUACUUACUGUGCCUCCGAUUCCGGCAUAGACAUCAUUGUUUUAGCCUUCUUGUACUCUUGGGGAAGCGGUAGCGAUACUCCGUCAGGUACGGUCGGCCAGUCAUGUUUCAUUUCAAACUCGGGAGAGGGACAGAACUGUGAUACCGUCUCAUCGGCCAUCGCCACGUGCCAGAAAGCCGGCAUCAAGGUCAUCUUAUCCCUUGGUGGCGCUACUGCCUCUUACUCUCUGUCUUCUAACGAAGAAGCCGAAUCGAUCGGCAACUACCUCUGGCAGGCAUAUGGAAACUCGGGUAACUCCAGCGUCCAGCGACCCUUCGGUGACGUUAUCAUCGACGGCUUCGACUUUGACAUCGAAGUCAACAGGGGCAGCGAGUUCUACCCCGCUAUGAUUACCGCACUACGCUCUAACUUCGCUUCUGACUCUUCAAAAUCUUACUACAUCACUGGCGCUCCUCAGUGCCCAAUUCCGGAACCUAACAUGGGCGUGAUCAUUGGCAACGCCACGUUCGACUACCUUUGGCCACAAUUUUAUAACAACAACAACUACACUUACCCGUGCGCUCUUCCCGUUAACGGUAACGCUCCUUUCAACUACGACCAAUGGGUUAGCUGGACUGCCGACACUCCUUCAUCCGACGCCAAGAUCUUCAUUGGUGCACCGGCCGCCCCCUUGGCUGCGAACGGUGCGCCAACUGGCGAAACUUACUACGCAACACCCGAACAGCUUGCUACCAUCGUCAACGACGUCAAGAGCGAUGCUAGAUUCGGUGGUGUUAUGCUAUGGAGUGCCGGAUUCUCGGACUCCAACGUCAACAACGGUUGCACCUACGCUCAAGAGGUCCACAGCAUUCUUGACUCUGGUUCCCCUUGCUAG